Molecule: messenger RNA, 332 nt
Organism: Funneliformis caledonium
Lineage: Eukaryota; Fungi; Glomeromycota; Glomeromycetes; Glomerales; Glomeraceae
Source: the annotation of a GenBank genome assembly
UCCAAGAACUUGAAAAAUUUAUCACCGAAGCCGGAGAAACGGUCAUGAGAGAAAUGACCAAAAAAGAAAACGAGCAAACCAAUCUAUUAAAAUGGAUUGAAGUAUACACGAACCAGAUCAAGAAUCUUGAAAAUGAUCUGUAUACACUUAGAUUGAGGUCUUAUACCCAAUCUACACAUUCAUCCCAAACACAACAUUCUUUUUCACCAUCACAAUCCUCACACCCUUCACAACCUUCACAAUCCUUACAACCAUUACACCCGUCACACCCGCAAUUUCAAAGUUUGGAUGAAUAUUUCAAAUACGAGAAUGCACAAAAAGCAAAAGCAUGA